AUUUUGCGCCGCGGCCGGCUCCUCCCCAGGCGGGCGGCCCGGGGGGCCGGGCCGGGCCGGGCCGAGCCGAGCUGAGCUGCUGCCGCGGCGGCGGUGGUUUUCAUUACCUUUUUGAAAAGAUGGGAAAUGCAGAAAGCAACACCUAUCAGAAUCACCUUUCCAGAUUUCUUCCCGAGGAACAGACUGACAUUGAUGAAAUGUUUGAUACCUUAUCAGGAUUGAGUGGCGCAGCAGGAGCGAAAAAUGGAAAAGCUACGAAAAAGACUGUGACUCUGGCAGCACUACAGGCCUAUAUGCGGGAACCAUUACCAGAGCAAAUGACUGUUCGGUUGUACAAUGGAAUGAAAAGUAUUGACUUGACUGGGAAGUCAUCUGGAGCAAGUGAACAGAUUGCUAAAGAGCAGUUUGUAAUUUUUAUGUCAAACCUCUUAAAAGGGAAUGCAGAUGAGAAGAUUACCAUAAUAACGAAGAUGAUCUCCAAGACAGAAGGACCCGUGAAGGGCAAACAAAUCCAAGAGUUCACAGAGGAUCUGAUCAUGUCUCUAGUCCAUGUACUGAAUUACAGGAAGGAACUGAAAGGUUGGAAUUUGGAGAAUACUAGAGAUUCUGCAAGUGGAGCGAAGGCUUUGGCUUCUCAGCUGCUAUCAGAGUUGAAGUUUGCAGGUGGGAAGAAUCCUGUGGGUCCUCAGCUGUUGGAGGCCACUUUUGAGCAAAGUGCCAUUGAGGACUGGGUGUACCGAGUUCCACAGAUCUCAACUUUCCUCAGUGUUGUUAUCAGACAAGGCUUCCAUGUCUUGCAUUCUCUCCCAGACCAAACCACAGACAUAGUCAACUUGGUUCCAGACUGCAAAGGCCUCAAAGGAAGAGGACUUACCAGUCUCUUGGACAUCCCAUCCAUCAUAUACGUCAACUCCCAUCUGCCUGCAGAGCUACAGCAGAAGUGGCGGCUUUUAUUUUCUUCUAGAGUUCAUGGGGAAAGCUUUACACAGUUAUGUGGGCAUAUUGUGAACAAAGGUCCCUGCAUAGUGAUCUUAAAGGACUUAGAUGGUUAUAUCUUUGGUGGAUUUGCAUCUCACUCCUGGGAGGUGAAGCCACAGUUUCAAGGUGACAACAGAUGCUUUCUGUUUUCUGUUUUUCCCUCUCUUGCUGUGUACACAUGCACUGGAUACAAUGACCACUACAUGUAUUUGAACCAUGGCCAACAAACAAUGCCAAAUGGACUUGGUAUGGGCGGACAACAUGAUUACUUCGGACUCUGGGUAGACAGCGACUAUGGGAAAGGGCACAGUAAAGCAAAACCUCGAUGCACCACCUACAACAGUCCUCAGCUGUCAGCUAAAGAGAAUUUUACACUGGAUGCUGUGGAAGUUUGGGCAGUGGGAGACCUCCCGGAAAGUGCAGUGAUAAAAGGAAAGAAGAGUAUCCUGGAUGUAGAUCCUGAGGCUCAGGCAUUAUUAGAAAUGACUGGAAAAACUCGGCAUAGUGAUGGUUUACGAGAACCCGUUGAAGAUGAUGAUGAUGGUAACUAAAGGAAUCACAGUGUCUUGAAAAACUUUUUUUUACUCCUGAAUGUUAAUGUUCCUUGGACAGGAUAUUUUUCCCCAUAUUUUUUUCACAUUUAAUUAGGUAUCUGGGACUAAGCUUAAGUCUAGGACUUACGUAAUAUUUAGAUCCAAGAAAACAUCCUGCUUGAAGGGUUUUGUUUGGGGAGGAUAGAAAAAUUAACUAGGUAAUUAAUUAUUAGACAUCUGUAAGUUCUAGCUGAAUAUGAAUUUGCUAGCAUUCCUGAUAGAUCCUGUCUGCAUACACAGUUAAAAACAAGGAACAAGUUAUUGACAAAACUGCUUGUUGACCUAGAGUUUGAUAUAUAUUUAUAUAUAUAUUUAUAUAAAUAUAUAUUGAUUUAUAUUUAUAUAAAGACUUGUCAAGACAUCGAUUAAGCUUCUCAUACCUCAGCUGAAAGUAUUUAUUUGCAUGCGAUGGAAUUUGUCAGUGAAGCUUGCAAAUUGUUGGUAUGUCCUACUUUUGUACAUAUACAACAGUCCAAAUGAUUCCAUAUAAAGGAUGCUAUUAAUUUGUAUUGCUCUAGUUAAAGCUGUAAAUUUCAGACUUUCUAAGUCUGAUUUCAAUAGGGUGAUACCAUAUGGGCUGUGAGAAGUACAGAUGGCUAAAUAUAGAGCAUCCACUUUUAUAAUAACACGCUACACUUCCGUGAAUUUCACUUGAUAUUCUUCUGCAGAAGUCAGCCUUUUGCCUUUUAAACUUAGUAGAACAGAGCUGUCGCAGUCUUUCAGUCGUAUUUGCCUUAAGAACAGGCCAACCCUGUGAUCCUUGAACAAACAUAUUCCAGCAGGAAUUCCUAGGCAAGACAACUUUCUUUAGUAGCCUCACUUGAGAUUGGAGUAAAAGAUUAGGCUGUAAAAAGGAAUAGGUAGGAAACACCUGUAGUCAGCUGUGAAUAAUAUCUGCAGAUAGCUUGAAAAAAUUCGAGGUUGUGUCUUUAACUUGUUUAAAGAACAUUGCUGCACAGUUUAUUGCCACAGAAUUAAUGAUCACUGUGUUAUUGAUCACUCUGUUAUGAAAAAAAUGGCUGAAAUCUGAAAAUUAACUAGUGUGUUGGGGUUUUUGUCCCUGUUCUAUUGUCUGUUCACCAGUCAAGGCCAAGCUGUGUGAAGUCUCUUAUACUCAGGACUUUUUCUACUUGAACCCAUUCACAUCUAUCACUAAUUAUUGGUUUGACAUUUCUACUUCUCUGUGUGAUUAAUUUGUCAAAAAAAACCUCAUUUCUGCCAGGGAUUGUCAUUUCUAACUUAGCAAAUUGUGUUUGGACUUGGAGGAAAAAAACCCACAGUGUUUCAUGUUAUUAGUAUGUAUGACUGUCAGUCUUUCUCCUCCUAAGGAAAAGGACUGUAUCAAAUCCUUUUUGUACCAGAGUCAGUUUGUUGUAGAAAAAGUCUGAAUUUCCAUGAAACUUAGUGCAAAAAAUAUAUUGAAAAAAUGUAUAUAGUUAUUUAUUGUGAUUCCUGAUCCUGGGGCUUUCAUUCCGAAUGCUAUCCUUCAGCACUUUCUUGUAUGCACUUUUCCCCCCCUCUGGUGCUUUUUCAUAGUGCACUGGAUUUGAACAUUUUAAAUAAUCUGCAUUUGUGCCUUAAUUUAGACCCCACUUACUUUUUUUUACAAAAUGAAUUUACCCUUGAGAGGCAGUCAUGAAGAAAACACUACAGCUGCAGAUCCUAGAAAUCAAUGGUGCAUUUUGUAUAUUAUAUGGGCUAAUGGUUGGGGCAUGUAAGUUACAUGUUCUAGUACAGAGUAUGCUGUGAAAGGCCCGAGCUAAUCUCGUUGUAUGUUGUGUCCAUUUAAAUAAACCAGAUAGUCUCCAAAGUUUGUAAGAUGUAGGAAAAUGUAAGCUUUAAAACAAUCCUCAAUUAAAACUGAUCUUCUUAUGUAA
This is a messenger RNA of Dromaius novaehollandiae (emu), 3448 nucleotides long. It is a transcript of the gene MEAK7, whose product is annotated as MTOR associated protein, eak-7 homolog. NCBI's taxonomy places the organism in Eukaryota, Metazoa, Chordata, Aves, Casuariiformes, Dromaiidae. The record is from RefSeq and is a predicted model, not a curated record. The transcript has 8 exons. The coding region runs from base 120 to 1529 and encodes 469 amino acids. Gene Ontology annotation, biological process: TOR signaling.